Messenger RNA from Trichobilharzia regenti, 906 nucleotides. Lineage: Eukaryota; Metazoa; Platyhelminthes; Trematoda; Strigeidida; Schistosomatidae. The record is from the annotation of a GenBank genome assembly.
CCAGAGAAGUCAUCCCUUCUUCAAUUAGACUUCUAUCUAUUGUAUAACUCAUUUCGUACUGAGAAUGUCAUUGCAUCACGUGUCUUUAAUAUAUUGCAUAUAUAAAUAGCAUGUGAAUUUAAGACAUUUUGAACAAUUGUAAAAUGAAAAUGACUUUUCGCAAUGUGCUUACUGCAUCCUUGGUUCUUUUAGCAGCUGUUAAUGAUGUGACAAGCACCAAUGCAGAGCAUGCAGAGGAAGAAAUAAUCAACUUUUCAUCUUCUAAGGCAGAUUCAGCUCGAAGGGCACUUGCAGACAGACUAUACACUACUGGAUUCAUGUUAGGGAUAAUUAGUAGAACUCUUUGGAAUCUACGCAACACAUACAAGUUUCAACAGUCAUCCUGUUAUACUCCAUAUUCUCUGUGUAGUCGAUUAUCCCUAGUAUUCGAUGAUUACGUUGACAAAGCUAUUAAACGGCCAUAUUUGAGCCGAGAAAUUCCAAUUUUUUACUAUGUUCUUCAAAAUGAAACAAUAGAUGGACUAUGUGUAGCAUAUAAAAAAGAAAGACAAGAAAACUUGGAUGUAACUGCAGCGAUUCAGGCACUAAAACAAUCUUCAAAAUACAUAAAGUCAAGCAACAAGUAUCUAGAACCGUUUAUUACUGCAGCGAAAGAAUUCGAUAAAGAUAACGUUAUAAAACAGAUCUAUGAAACAGUUACGAAUGGUGAUUGUUGGGACAAAGCAUGUUCGUGCUACAGAAAAGUAUAUGUGAAGCUGCAAAUGCUGAGUCAAGAUCUUGUGGUCGUAUGGAAUGAAGGGCUAAAACUUUACAAAUCUUAAAGGAUAUAAACAAUAUAUAAAGCAACAGUUGAAGAAGCUUACAAAAAGCAGUGUGUUAACUUUAAAAAAAUAUUCCUCAUUUUUG